AUGCAAUGCAGGCGAUGCCCCAAAUGUAAUAUGUAUGCAGAAAUAAGUGCCUGUCUGGAUAGGCGUCUCGGUUCCUCGGCAUGCAAACACCAUACUUGUGAUUUCCUUCAAGACUAUGCUCCACAUGUCGUCGAGCGGUGCCAAAAAUGCGGCACUGGUGAAUACGGGGAACUCCGUUUGGAGGAACUAAUGAAUAAUCUGCCGCCCUUGAAUCUUUUGCGGGGACACGGCGUGGUGGAGCAGCGAACAUGGGACGGGCCACGCCUUGUCAACCCCACAACACAAGAGAUCCAAGAACAAAUCUCAAAAUUGAAUGCGAGGGAAGGAGAAAAAGAAAGGAGGGAAAAAAAAAAAAAAAAAAGGAGGAAAGAAAAGAAAAAUAAAUCUCUCUCAUGGACAUACACAAUAUGUGGCCAUUUCAAGGUAUGA
This is a messenger RNA of Coccidioides immitis RS, 429 nucleotides long. RefSeq lists its product as uncharacterized. The record is from RefSeq and is a predicted model, not a curated record. Bases 1 to 429 code for a protein of 142 amino acids. Lineage: Eukaryota; Fungi; Ascomycota; Eurotiomycetes; Onygenales; Onygenaceae. The transcript has a single exon.